Durusdinium trenchii is the source of this 1213-nucleotide messenger RNA. The record is from the annotation of a GenBank genome assembly. Lineage: Eukaryota; Dinophyceae; Suessiales; Symbiodiniaceae.
GUUUUGCGCACGUGCAUUUUGCACUACAGACUAUAUAAAUUCCCCCCGACCCAAAGGCCACUGACUGACCGACCUUUUGUGUAGUUACGUUAUCCCAUACAUUGCAGGAAGACAUUCAUAGUCAUAGUCAUAACGGUUGCGCCCCUUGAUUGAUUGCCUUGGCUGCAAUGGCUGGCGCGAAAGAGGUUUUAUCCCUUGUGAUCCUGAUUUCUGCCUUGAUGGACGUUGCAUUCGUUCGGUUGGGAUUCCAUAUCAGGAGCCAAAGAGGAUUUUGCUUAAGGAGUUUGUCCGAGGGUGGUGCUCUGGAGAUGCUCGGGCUAAAGGGCCAAAGCAGCCCAGAGCUGCGGGAGCUUCAGCAGGCUUUCCGCCGACAGGCGCUAGAGAUGCAUCCAGACCGUGGUGGCAGCGCGGAGGCUUUCCGCCAGCUGCUGGAAGCAUACACCUUUCUUCGCCGAUCCUUGAGACGAGGAUUGCAAGAAAGAGGGAAACGUUUGAAAGAGGGACGUGAGAAGUGGAAGAAGUGGGAGGAGGAGGUGGAAGGAGGGCAAGAGCUUGCACAGGAAGGCGACAUAGUGUAUUGGCGGAAUGCGCAGGGUGAGCCUUGGCAAGUUGCUACUUUUCCGCAGUGGGUGUGAAGGCCAACCCAGGACUCUCCUGUGUUUGUCGAGGGUGAUGAAUCGGCAUCACCACCAAGGUGAACCAUGUGAUCCAGCACCUUUUGGCUUUCAGCCCUUUUCAGGUCCUCUCACCCUUCCCCAAGAUGAGCACCAUGCAACUGUCCUCCUUUGAGGUGUCCCAGCCCGAGGAAUCCAUGGAUGAUGUGUUGGAUUGACCACAAGAGAGGUCAUUGCCCAUGCAGCCCAUGACAAGAAAAAACAUCAAGUUGAAAGGGCAACCGAGCGGCCCCCUAUCAGAAACAGUAAAGCAUGACACUGAGCUCUUCGUGGACCACGGGCAUUCCUUUUGCUCUGAGGCUCUCGUUCUGGCUGUGCAGGUUGUCUACGAGCCGUCCAGUGGUCCCCACGGUUGGAUUUACUUGCAAUCUCUGAUCCAGACUUCGGACGGAACCUUUGAUGCGGAUGAAGAGGCAGAGAUGGAGCAGGUGGAGCCCGUGAGCUUGGACGGAGUGAAUUGGGCGUUUGCAUCCUCAGAGGAGGUCGGAGAGCACGCUUGGAGGGUCAGUCCUCCUGAAUACUUGCCGCCUUAGCGUGAA